Vespa mandarinia (Asian giant hornet) is the source of this 940-nucleotide messenger RNA. RefSeq lists its product as uncharacterized. NCBI's taxonomy places the organism in Eukaryota, Metazoa, Arthropoda, Insecta, Hymenoptera, Vespidae. The record is from RefSeq and is a predicted model, not a curated record.
ACAAAAUGUAUUAAAAUUGGAUAAACAAUAAUUACGAAGAAAACAUUAUUAACAAUUAACAAUCACAAAAAGAAUCAUGUUAAGCGACAGAACUUGUGAAAAAUAUAAAGAAUGGAAAAAAGAACAAAAACAUUUAAAGGAUAUGAAAAAGAAGAUAAAAAGAAAAUCUAAAAAAGUGACAACAGAUUGUAUCGAGGAAGAAAAGAAGGCAAAGACUAUUAUCAAAAUUCGUUAUCGUAAAUGUAAAAAAAAUGGGAAAGGAAAAGGACGAGAAGAAAAAGGGAUAUUUAAACCAAAGCCAAUUUCUUCAAUUGAUUUAUUAUUAAAAAAAAUUAAACCCUCAUUAGAAGUUAGACAUCAAUUUUUAUAUCCUCGACACAUACAUUGCUUUAUCGAAUCAUUACCAGAAAUCGAUUUGGUAGCUUCGAAAGAAAUUGCGCAACGAGAAAAAAAGAAAACCGAGCAAAAGUAUCUUAAAAGAAGGAAAAAAAGAAAGCGAAAGAAAAAAAUUUCUGAAGAGGAAAAGACGAUCGACCGUAAAGAAGAAACAAAGUUACAAGAAAAUUCUGCUGCAACAGCUAAUGAAGAGAGCAAUGAAACGAAAGAGGAAACGGCAAACGAGAAAAUUACAGAAAAGAAAAAGAAAGACAAUGAACAGAGUACAGAGAAGAAACGAAAAAAAAUCAAGAAGAAAGAUAAAUUCUGGUGCAAAAGAUAUCAGAAAAAAAUCGAAUCUGAAUCUGAAGAAAGCGAAUGCGAGAGUAUAUGUUCAUACGAUAGUGAAAUUUGUCUCAAAGGAUUAGCAUUAACCGUAGAAGAUAAAAAGAAAAUUGAAGAAAAUCGUCAACGUGUCCAAAAUUCGUCCAAGGGAUAAAUCAGAUUUCGUCUAACGACAAAAAAAAAGAAAAGAGAAAAAAAGAAAAAUAAAUAAAAAAAAAAA